AAAAAAAACAAAAUGUCAAAAUAGAAUAACCAAAAACUUUAAAAUAAACAAUACAUUAAAAUUUAUUAUUGGGAAAUAUUAGCAAGAAAUUAACAAGGAAGUAAUAAAAGUAGAUAAAAUGAAUAGACAGUUACUAAAAACAAUAUCACCUAUAACAUUGUUAUGUCGCGCAAAAGGUUAUAAACCAUCAGGAGGUGUUCGAUAUCCAGGAGGAAUACAGUAUUUUCCUAGGCAUCCUGAUCAUAAAGAUCCUGAGAUAACACCAUCUAAACUAUUCAGAGUUGAACAAAUUCGUACCAGUAGACACCAUCCUUGGUGGCAAAAAAAGAUUCUAAGUGAAUUGAAGCUUGAUGAAGAAAACAGAGUUGCAAUUGUGAAAAAUAUACCACCAAUCAACAUGAGAUUGUGGAAAAUUAAACAUUUGAUAAGAGUCACACCAAUAACUUUUCCAUAUGGCGAACCUAUGAAGGAAGAUAUUAAUUAUACUGUGCUCAAAGAAAACGGUCAGUGCAUAGUUACAAAGACCUUGCAACCAGAACAAAAACAAGUGGAAGCUUUGGAGAAAUUUGAAACUGACCCAAAGAAAAUGGACUCAACUACACUCAAGCGUGAAUCUAGAUACAGAUGGAAUGAUCCUUUUGCUGGUGGAUUUUAGAUUAUAUUUUAAUGUAGUAGAUAAAUAAUAAAACAAACUAUUGAGAAUUUA
Messenger RNA from Bicyclus anynana (squinting bush brown), 706 nucleotides. It is a transcript of the gene mRpL30, whose product is annotated as 39S ribosomal protein L30, mitochondrial. The coding region runs from base 119 to 655 and encodes 178 amino acids. Gene Ontology annotation, molecular function: structural constituent of ribosome. The record is from RefSeq and is a predicted model, not a curated record. The transcript has 3 exons. Gene Ontology annotation, biological process: translation. Gene Ontology annotation, cellular component: large ribosomal subunit; mitochondrion. NCBI's taxonomy places the organism in Eukaryota, Metazoa, Arthropoda, Insecta, Lepidoptera, Nymphalidae.